Messenger RNA from Aphanomyces invadans, 2080 nucleotides. RefSeq lists its product as hypothetical. Gene Ontology annotation, molecular function: ATP hydrolysis activity; ATP binding. Bases 666 to 1991 code for a protein of 441 amino acids. The record is from RefSeq and is a predicted model, not a curated record. Lineage: Eukaryota; Oomycota; Saprolegniomycetes; Saprolegniales; Verrucalvaceae. Gene Ontology annotation, cellular component: mitochondrial outer membrane. The transcript has 4 exons.
UUCCGAAUUGACGUUUCAUUGGCUAAAAUGAAUGCGGUUUGAAAUCUGGUGAUUUGAUUGGACCAUCAUGUCCGAAUAUAUCCGGAACGACCUUUCCGUCCCAUUCCACGGUGGUUGCCAUGGAAGAGAGCGCCGCCGCGCCAAUGGCCGUCGGCGGCGCGUCCUUGACGCUCGCAUCGUCCACCGCCGAGGAUAAUGGCUCGCUUGAGAGAUGUCCACCUUGUAUUGAACACAAAUACGAUGGAAGCAAAAGUUGCGCCAGUUUGCCAAACCUUGGUGUCAUGAACGGAGCGAGCUCGACAGCGUCCACAAGCACCAGGUCAACGGGUCGGCCAUUGCACCAAUUACUAGGUUCUCGCAAAGCUGGAUGCGAAGGUUUGCGUCGGCGCCAUCGCUGGCAUCAACGAACGCAUGCCACCCGUGGCCAGGCAAGCAGUUCAAGCGCCAGCUCCAGGCUAGAAUCGGGCAGCGAGAGAACAGCCAGCAACAAAGCGCACUGGCUGUGCGUGGCCCCUGUCGGCGCGCUUGCCGGCGACCUUCGAGGGGCCGUCCGAGUGCCACACCAGUUUUUGCAACGCGUUUUUUAUCAUUGCGUUAAUCGUUUUAACGCGUUUUAAAUCCAAUUGACCGUUCUGCCAGUCGACACACCGGCGGCGGCAUCUCUCAUGGGCGGCACGAACAGCAAAGCUCUUUCCCCGCCACGUUCCGAAGCAAUUGCCGACGGUGGCAGCGCGACGUCAAAGGGUUCGUCGUCCAACGAGUUCUCUGCCGUCGAACAAGCCUUGGACAUCACGCUCAACUUGCUCCUGCUCUACGGGACGUAUGUGUGCGCGCAGUACUUGUACAAGUCCUACAAACCCAUGAUCGAAGACAUGUAUCAGUCCAAGGACACGGCAGCAAAGCUCAAGAAGCGGCUCGCGGAAUCGAAGCGCGCGACUAUUACGAUGAACCAUUACGAGUCGAUCAUUGCCGCCGACCUCGUGGACCCCGCCGAUCUCCACGUGACCUUUGCCGACAUUGGAGGACUCGACGCCCAAAAGCGCGAUCUGCAUGAGCUUGUCGUGCUGCCAUUGCAAUGCCCCGACUUCUUUGCCCAGUCCAAGCUCCUCGCAGUUCCCAAAGGCAUUCUUCUGUAUGGCCGACCGGGGACAGGAAAGACCCUUCUCGCAAAGGCGAUCGCGAAGGAGUCGGACGCGUUCUUUAUCAACCUCAAAAUCAGCACCCUCAUGAGCAAGUGGUUUGGCGAGAGCCAGAAGCUGGUCAAGGCCGCAUUCUCCCUCGCCAAGAAGCUCGCGCCAUGCAUCAUCUUCAUCGACGAAGUCGACAGCUUCAUGGGCGCGCGGAACGGCGGUGCGUCCGACCCCACAUACAACUCCAUGAAGACGGAAUUCCUGGCUUUAUGGGACGGAUUUGCCGACAACUCGUCGCCCGACGGCGGAGGAUUCGGCGUGAUCGUCCUCGGCGCGACCAACCGCCCUGCGGACGUAGACGCGGCAUUUCUCCGCCGCAUGCCGCGCACGUUCGAGGUGGAGCUACCCGACGCGACCCAGCGCGAGCAGAUUCUCCGUGUGCAUUUGAAACAUGAAGCGUUGGAUGCCGACGUGAACUUGGCCGCGUUGGCGCGGGACACGGUCAACUUUAGCGGCAGCGACUUGAAGGAGCUGUGUCGUGCCGCGCUGAUGCUUCCGCUGCGAGAACACAUUGACGCGUUCCGAGCAGCGAAUGCUCCUGUCUCGCCGAAGGACGAAUCACCACCUGUUGUCCACACAGUGUCCAAGCGACCCGUGUGCGCCGCCGACUUUGCAGCGGCGCGCACGCGGGUGCAUGCGACAGGUGCCACUGCCUACGCUUACGCGAACGAACAUCAAUCCCACGAGCACAACCAAGCAUCUCAAGCAAUUACCCCCGAGAUGUUGGCGGCCAUGAUGACAAUCGGGAUGCAGCACUUUAUGCAACAGGCCACGGGGCCGCCGGCGACUCGCCGCCGUUGACGGCGGCGGGUGCAAUCCCGACCGGAUAUAGACAUGUCAAAACUAGUAUAUUGUAUGCUGCUUUCAAAUCGAAUUCAAUGACUUGACAA